CUUGGUGAGACCAUCCCGCACCUUUGAAACGCCAUCAGUUUUCGACAGGACAAUACCAAUACUUCCGCAGCUGCCAUCUUUGUUGGGGGAAUGAAGGACCUUUAAUAGUCGCCACAGUGCCUGAAAAUGCAGCGAUAAAUAUGGUUAAGAUAAAUGUUAAACGGUUACACUGUUUUUUUUUUCCGUAUGUAGGUGUAUUUAUUUAGUAUAAGUGUUUAGUAUUUUAUUACUUCAUUACAGUGUAGUUCUGGCACUGGUUAAGAAGCUGUGGCUGUGGUGCUGAUGCGAGUAUUGAAAGAUGGUGUCUACAGCUAGAAAUCAGCAUCCUUAAAACCAAGUGGAACAGAGAUGAAGAGGAUAUCGUAUGAUUCUGAGAUCUCCGAAUCAGAAGACAUCUAAAAAAGGCACUUUAGGAACGUAAAUUUUUCUUUUCCAUUUUUAUGCUGCCCAGGGAGAGAUGUGCAACCCACCUGAUGCAAAGCAGUAUGUAUCAGCACACCUGGCUCCUGUCUGGUAGACAGUAGUCCUUUUACUGGCCAGUCACCAAGUUAUAGACAUGAUGACGUCUCUGUCCUCAGUCUGCUCACCACCAAAUGAAUGGAGGGGUCCACAAUGUCUCAAUAUUGUCUGAAGAACUUCAGUCGCAUUGAGCUGGGUUCAGGUGCCUUCUGGCCACCACCUUUGAAGAAUGGGAUACGCCUGUAUAGUUAUGAAGAAAUUCCUACCUUCUUGAAGGGGAACCCUUACAUUACAGAUGGAUACCGGGCCUACUUACCAUCAAGUUUGUGCAUUAAAAGUUUAUUCAUCCUGUCCAAUGAAAGCAUAAAUAUCUGGAGUCAUUUGUUAGGAUUUAUCUUAUUUUUCCUCAUGGGCCUUCAUGACACCUGUUUCUUACUACCAUCAUCAAACAGUACAAGAGAGGAUUACAUUGUGUUUGUCAUCUUCGUAUUGUGCUUUCAGUUUUGCAUGCUUUGCUCUGCUGGCUACCAUCUCUUCUGCUGCCAUCAUUCAGAGAAAACCAGCCAACAGUGGCUAGCGCUGGACUACGCUGGAGUUACUGUGGGAAUCCUAGGGUGCUAUGUACCGGGUGUGUUCUACGCUUUCUAUUGUGCCGAGUACUGGAGACAAGUCUACCUCGUGACAGUAUUAGCCAUGAUUGUCGUGAUGUUCUUGACGCAGGUUCACCCGCAGUAUUCGUCUCAGCAUUGCCACAAACUCCAGAUCCUCCUCUUCUGCUUCAUCGCUGCCUAUGGGCUGGUUCCCACAGUUCACUGGAUCUUCCAAAAUGGAGGCAUUGGAGAACCUCUUGUUAAGAUAUUUGCAUCUCGGGUUGGUGUUAUGUACCUUCUUGCGAGUUUAGCCUUCUUCUUCUACUACUGUAAAAUUCCAGAGCGGUACUGGCCAGGUGGCCUCCUAAAUUACAUUGGCUGCAGUCAUCAGUGGUGGCAUUUCUUGGUAGUUUUGAUGUUUUACUGGUGGCAUCAGACAGUUGUCCAAAUAAUGCAUUACAGACAUGAGAAACCAUGCACACUGAAACAUCUAUAAACCAGUCGUCCUGUCCACAUGCUUUUUUCCCCUGCAAAAUCCUUCAGAUGAUUGAAGAAUGUCUCACUAGUCUUAUGUUGCCAGUGAAGCAAAAGAAUGUCUGCAUGAUUGUACUGAAGAGUGAAGUGAAAAUGAAGCGGUCCUUUGUUUACAUGAACUUUUUUAUACAUUACCCUUAGCUGGGUUUCCAUGCUAAUGACAUUGCCUUGGAACUUAAUGUGCUGUGUAUUAACACAGUGGACUGUGUUUCUUUUUAAAAUAUAUUACGUACCGAAAGGCAUGUCAAGCCAAACUUUUGCAAUAGAUUGUGUCUUCCUUGAUUACUUGAUUUCUGCACUAAAGUUGUUUAUUUAUACAGCAUGAAAUGAAUGCACUGCACUGUAUUGUGAUAAGCAUGCACUUUUGCUUAAAUGAGAUAUUAAAAUAUUUUCAUUGUGCACAAUUUUGCAUUUUAUUUAUUUGUUUUUUCUGUUUUUCUAUUAUCUUGGUCAGUAUAAUUGUUAAAUGAAUCUUAUCUAGAUAUACCCCAAACUACUUGUUUAUUAAACACAGCAGAAAAAAUUAAAUAUUUCAUUUGAGUCCAUCUGCAAAGAAGAGACACUUGUACCUAAUGGGUUUGCCUAGUUAACAGAUGAAUAAAAUAAAUACAUACUUUUGAAUAUGAAAGA
Protopterus annectens (West African lungfish) is the source of this 2213-nucleotide messenger RNA. RefSeq names its product progestin and adipoQ receptor family member 3-like. The transcript has 9 exons. Gene Ontology annotation, molecular function: signaling receptor activity. The record is from RefSeq and is a predicted model, not a curated record. The coding region runs from base 598 to 1545 and encodes 315 amino acids. Gene Ontology annotation, cellular component: membrane. Lineage: Eukaryota; Metazoa; Chordata; Ceratodontiformes; Protopteridae.